Molecule: messenger RNA, 2388 nt
Organism: Rotaria sordida
Lineage: Eukaryota; Metazoa; Rotifera; Eurotatoria; Philodinida; Philodinidae
Source: the annotation of a GenBank genome assembly
AUGUCUGCUAAUGAUCCUAAUAUUGAUUUAGUAACAAAAAACGAUGUUUUACAAAGUAUUUUACCAGAAUUCAUAAAAAUCGUUCGAAAAAUAUUACCAGAAGAACUUCCAUUAAAUAUGUAUGUAUAUAAUGUUGAAUAUACAGAAGGUGCAUGUAAACGUUUAAUUGGAACUUUAUAUAUGUCAAAUUUUCGACUUGUAUUUGCGCCAGAUGACGAAACUGACGAAAAUAAUUCAAUAUCCUCUGGAAAUAAAUAUAUUGGUGAUUAUGACAUUCCAUUAGCUUCAAUUUAUAAAAUAAAUGUUGCACCGGUCAAUUCUCGAAUAGGAUUUAAAUCAUUUUUAAAUGAAAAUCAACUACAAUCAGAAACACGAACAUUUACAAUUAUUACACGGGAUUUUCGAAAUAUAACAUUUACCAAAUGUUCAGUUACAAAAUCAAAUACAGCUACAAUUAAACAACCAGAAAUAUCAGUAACAAAAAUGGAAAAAUAUAUUGAUGCAUUAAAAUUUCAUAGUCGUUUUCAAAGUAGAGAACAAUUAUAUCUAUAUACUGCAUUACAACAAAGUUCUACAAAAAGAUUUUCUCCAAAAUAUAAUCGUGGUUAUAUAUUAUCAUCAAUGGGAAGUUCACCAUUACUAGAUCAUGAUACAACAGAUUAUGAUUUGAAUAAUGAUGAAUAUAUAAAAAGUUAUAUGACUUUUGAUGAUUGGAGAGAUGAAUUAUAUGAAGCAAAUGAACAACAAUGGAUUGUUGAUCAAAAGAAAUUUGAUGAAGAAUCUACUAUAAAAAGUGAAGGUCCUUAUGUUCGUUUAAUAUAUAGUAAAGACAAUGAUGGUUCUGGUGAUUUGAUUUGGCAUUGGACACAUACAUCUCAAAUUGAAAAUAAUAGUAACAAUAGAAGACAAGUACAAACACAAAAAUAUAUGCUUAUUACUGUUCCAGGAAUUGGAGAAACCACGAGUAGUGUAGAACCGGAAACACCAACGAGUUUACCAUCUAAUAUAUCAUCAUCACCAUUUCGUUUUUUUAAAAUAAAAAAAAAUAUAUUGAAACCUUUACGUCGAAAUACUCUUGAUACUCCAAAAUUAGUAAAUACAAAUGAAAAUAAAACAACAACUAGUGACUUAAGUGACUUGUCGCAAAUGCCGCCCGAUGAUGGUUUACGUCGUGUUACAACAGAUACAAAUUUAGUUCCUACAUCUGAUUAUCUAUAUGAACAACCAUUUCAACGUUAUAAUCUAUCAAAAUUUCCAUGUAAUUUAAAACGUUUACAAGCAAGUUAUGAAAAAUUAAUUGAAAUAUGUGUAAUAGCACCUGAUGAUGAUGAUGAUAAAUGGUUGACAAAAUUAAAUACAUGUAAAUGGCUUAAAUUUGUUUCAAAAGCUUUACAUGGUGCUGCAUCUUUAGCUAAAUUACUUGAUUUUACAAAUAUCGAAUUAGUUGGAAGUGAUACAGAUAAUAGUUGUUUAAUGUCAUCAUUAGUACAAAUUUUACUUCGACCAAAAUGUCGUACAAUAAAAGGUUUUUGUGAAUUAAUUGUUCGUGAAUGGCUUAUUCGUGGUCAUAAAUUUCUUGAACGUUGUGGACAAAUACUUUUUGAUGGAAAUGGAAAUCCUGUACAAGAAUCACCAGUUUUUCUUCUUUUUCUUGAUUGUGUUCAUCAAUUAAUUGUUCAAAAUCCAUUUUCAUUUGAAUUUACUGAUUAUCUUUUACUUGAAUUUUAUCGUAAUGUUUGUUAUUGUUAUCAUCAUACAUUUGUUUUUAAUGACGUUCUUGAACGUCUUCAAAUAAUACAUAAUUAUCCAAAAAAUAUGUUUGUUUUAUCAUCAUUUGAUUUUUCAAAAUAUCUUGAUCCAGAAAUAUGUCGUUUAUUAAAAAAUGAUGCAUCAAUAUUUAAUUUACAAACAUCAUCAUCAUCAUCUUCUUCUAAUGAAAAACUAAAAUCUCGAAUUGAAGCAACAGUUAUUUAUCCAACAUCAUCAUCAUCAUCAUCUCCUCAAUAUCCAAAUCGAACUGUUUAUUAUUUAGAAACACCAAAAUCAAGAAUAUCUAUACUUGAUAUUCCAAUAACAAAUGCACCAGGAACAUUAAAUCCUGAACAAUAUGAAUAUGAUAAUAUUGAAUCACCUCAAAUAUUUCCAGAUGAUCUUCAUGUUGAUUGGCGUACAUUUAAUUUAGUUUUAUGGUCAAAAUGUUAUUGUCGUUAUGAUCAAAAUUAUAUACCGACAUUAUUAGAACGACAAUUAUCAUCAGACAUAAAUUGUCUUAAACAAAAUAUAGAAAAUAUAUGUAUACAAUCAAGACGACAGAUAUUAUUAGAUACAUUUCAACAUGUUGGUCAUGCUAAUUCAUGGUAUCCACAAACAUUAGUGACUCGUGUAUAA